UCCUCGGUCUGACAGAAGCCGUUGCUUGCGUCUGAGACGACCGCACUGACGCGAUGGAGGUGCCGGUGCCGAUCAAGACGGGGUCGUGGAGCCCUGAGGAGGACGCGCUGCUGGUGGCCCUCGUCCGGCAGCAUGGCGCGCGGCGGUGGAGCGUGAUCAGCGCCGGCGUCCCCGGGCGCACGGGCAAGUCGUGCCGGCUGCGGUGGUGCAACCAGCUCAGCCCGGCCGUGCAGCACCGUCCCUUCACGGCGCAGGAGGACGCGCUCAUCAUCGCCGCGCAGUCGCGCUACGGCAACAAGUGGGCCGACAUCGCGCGCCUCCUCCCCGGCCGCACCGACAACUCCGUCAAGAACCACUGGAACUCCAACCUCCGCAGGUGCCAGCGCCGCGCCAAGGCCAUGGCCGCCGCCGCCGCCGCGCGUGCCGCCGCCUCCUCUUCCUCGUCGUCCGGAUCGGCCGCGAGAGCCAAGACGCAACAGCAGGAACAGGUCGUGGUGAUGAACGGGACGCCGCCGGCCGCCGUGCAUGGAGCGGGUACUGCUGCCGUCGAUGACCCGCUGCCAAUGCCGUCGCUGACGCUGAGCCUGGGCCUGCCCCAGAUGGCCGCGGACUGGGCGUCGGAGGAGGCAAAGGCAAAGGAAAAGGAAAAGACACCACCGCCGGUGGGCGUGGGGGACGGUGAAGUGCGGCUGAUGGCGGCGAUGCGGCAGCUGGUGAGGGAGGAGGUGGAGAGGCAGGCAGGGCAGCUCUUGUACUCGGUCAUCAUGGCCACCACCGCUGCCAGGGCCGACGGGACAUCGCCGUCCGAUGGCCCAACCAACGGCCACCACUAAGGUGGGUAGUAAAUCAUAUAUGGAUGGUUUUCAGUGUAAUCUCUGUCAUUUAAGUUUGUGUUGUUUCAAGACAUUCCCCUGUUGAAUCAUGUAAUAUCUUCCGUGUUUGCUAUUGGCAAGUUGCUUGAAUUUGCAACUCG
Triticum dicoccoides is the source of this 973-nucleotide messenger RNA. Its product is annotated as transcription factor MYB44-like. Gene Ontology annotation, biological process: regulation of DNA-templated transcription. The record is from RefSeq and is a predicted model, not a curated record. The transcript has a single exon. Bases 54 to 833 code for a protein of 259 amino acids. Gene Ontology annotation, molecular function: DNA-binding transcription factor activity, RNA polymerase II-specific; RNA polymerase II cis-regulatory region sequence-specific DNA binding. Lineage: Eukaryota; Viridiplantae; Streptophyta; Magnoliopsida; Poales; Poaceae. Gene Ontology annotation, cellular component: nucleus.